UUGUGUGUGUGUAUAUAUAUAUAAAUAGCAAAGGGGCUUAUCUAUCCCUUGUCUCCUUAAGAGGAAAAGAAAUGAGGACGAGAAACGGGCUCUGCUACCCAAAGCGCGAGGAUGCGGCGCACGUUAGCGGUCGCCACCGCAGGAGGAAGAGGCCGCGGGCGGAGUACGCGGCCGUCGCCGCCGCCGGGAAGAGGCGGCGCCGCGCGGCGGCGGCCUCCCCCGCCGACUUCGUGAGCGCUCUCUUAACGUGUAAGAGGUUUAAUGAGCUGGGGAUGCAGCGGAUGGUGCUGUCGAAGGCGUCGGCGAAGGCGGUGGCGGUGCGGGCGAAGGAUUGGUCGGAGCCGGCGCACCGGUUCUUGAAGCGGUGCGUCGACGCCGGGAACCUCGAGGCGUGCUAUAUGCUCGGCAUGAUCCGGUUCUACUGCUUGGAGAACCGGGGGAGCGGGGCGUCGCUGAUGGCGCGGGCGGCGAUGGGGUGCCACGCGGCGGCGCUGUACUCGCUGGGGGUGAUCCAGUUCAACGGGAGCGGGGGGUCGAAGGGCGACAAGGACCUGCGCGCGGGCGCCGCCCUCUGCGCGCGCGCCGCCGCGCUCGGCCACGUCGACGCCCUCCGGGAGCUCGGCCACUGCCUGCAGGACGGCUACGGCGUCCGCCGCUCCCUCCCGGACGGCCGCCGGCUCCUCCUCCACGCCAACGCCCGCGAACUCCACCUCUCCCUCCGCUCCCUCCCCGCGAACCAUCAUGGGCCCCACCCGCACCCGCACCCGCACCAUCAUGGGCAGGCGCCGCCGCGGUGCUGCUCGCUGUUGAGCGACUUCGGGUGCCACGUGGCGGCCGGGGAGGGGCACCCGGCGAACCGGUUCCUGGUGGAGUGGUUCGGGUGCGGGCGGGGGAAGAGGCUGGCGGAGGAGGAGGGGCUGCGGAUGUGCUCGCACGAGGGGUGCGGCCGCCCGGAGACCCGCCGGGCCGAGUUCCGGCGGUGCUCCGUCUGCGGCGCCGUCAACUACUGCUCCCGCGCCUGCCAGGCCCUCCACUGGAAGCUCGCCCACAAGGCCGACUGCUCCCCCCUCGACCGCUGGCUCCUCCCCGACCCCAACCCUCCCAUCAUCCCGGCUCCCCCGCCCCGCCCAUGCCCCGCCCCUGAAAUGGUUUGA
Molecule: messenger RNA, 1154 nt
Organism: Ananas comosus (pineapple)
Lineage: Eukaryota; Viridiplantae; Streptophyta; Magnoliopsida; Poales; Bromeliaceae
Product: F-box protein At1g67340-like
Exons: 3
Coding region: 72-1154 (360 amino acids)
Molecular function (GO): protein binding
Source: RefSeq, a predicted model, not a curated record